AUGAAUGGUUCUGUUGCGUUCGAAGACAUCGAGUUUCUAAGCGAAGAUGAGCUUCUCAAGAUUACUCCUAAGUUUCGAGAAGCGCGACUACAAAUGAUCAGCGGCGAGUUCGGCCCGUUUACUCCCGGCGUCCCGCUCAAGGUCCCAGCCUGGAUGGCGAUCAAUCUAGUUCAGCGAAACUUGUGCAUUGUUCAUCAACCAGCGUGGCUUAGCGUAGCCGAGCUCCAAAAGUGGUACGAGGCGGAGAAGAACGAAGAGCAGAACGCGGUGAACCCUGUUCACUACAAUUACAGAGAACUGUCUCGUCUCCUGCUUCGUCAUUGCCGCGACGGUUUCAAAGACGUUGACCAGCUGGAUCAGCUGAUUGAAGACCUUUGGAACAUUCGCGUCGCCAAGUUGCGAGUUUCCUGCCAAAACGUUCUCAAGACCCGCUGGCAGAUGGAAAUCGCUGACCACGGAGGAGUUUACAAGAUCUCCAACUUCACCCAGUUGGAAGUCAACUUCAUUCGACAGGCAUUCCUUCACUCCCUCAAAGUCAGUUUCACGAUCUCGAACAAGAUCACCGACUUGGAGCAGAAAUCGGCCCAGCACUUCGACGCGACAACUAUCACGAGCACUACUCUUUCUCAGAAAACUAUCUAG
This is a messenger RNA of Oikopleura dioica, 642 nucleotides long. Lineage: Eukaryota; Metazoa; Chordata; Appendicularia; Copelata; Oikopleuridae. The record is from the annotation of a GenBank genome assembly.